AUGUUUGUAUUUAAUCAAGUAAUUGAUGAAAAAGAUGAAAUUCUUUAUGAAUUUUUUGAAAAGAACUUAAACCAACUUCGAUAUUAUCAAGAUGCUUUCAAAGAUAUUGAAUAUAAAAAUGAAAUUUCAGUAGUGAAAAUGAUUAAAUUACAUAUAAAAGAAAAAUAUAUUCCUAAUUACAGAAUGCAACGUUGUAAAUAUAAAUUUAUAAAAGAAAAUUUAAAUGUUCGAAAGUUAACUAAGUGUUUAAAGAUUUUUAAAGAAACUGAUGAUGAUAAAUUUAUGAAAUAUUUAGUUGAUUUUGUUGAAUAUUUAGAUUUCUUCCUAUACGAAGAUUAUUUGAAUCAUACAAAAUAUAGACAAACAUCUUUAAAGAUACCACAAUCAUUUAAAAAAUGUAAUUCUUUACAUUUUUCACAA
Molecule: messenger RNA, 420 nt
Organism: Scutellospora calospora
Lineage: Eukaryota; Fungi; Glomeromycota; Glomeromycetes; Diversisporales; Gigasporaceae
Source: the annotation of a GenBank genome assembly